AUGUAUGCUCGGCUAACAUUUCUCUCGGUACUUGCAGCCGCUUCCGCUCUGCAGUCAGAGGUAGCACAGCUGCCCAUGAAUCAUGCCUACAAGGAUGGCAACACGCUGCGGUUACCGUUCGAUGCCAACGCCACCGAAGAACUUCUCGAGAAGUGGCUGAGUCAAGCGGUAUCCGGGCUGAUGGCGGCGGUCGCUGCAAAGAGGCUUGACCACUUGGAUUCCGCUGAUCGUGAAGAAAUAGAGCGGUGCUCGAAGAAAGCCUACACAGUGCCUGAGCAUGCGCGCUGUGUCGUCAAAGUUCUCGACGCUACCCGUCACGUCAAACUUGACGGCAAGUAUAAACCUAAGAAAAACCGCACGAAAUUCAUUAAA
This is a messenger RNA of Ostertagia ostertagi, 372 nucleotides long. The record is from the annotation of a GenBank genome assembly. NCBI's taxonomy places the organism in Eukaryota, Metazoa, Nematoda, Chromadorea, Rhabditida, Trichostrongylidae.